Molecule: messenger RNA, 2669 nt
Organism: Chrysoperla carnea
Lineage: Eukaryota; Metazoa; Arthropoda; Insecta; Neuroptera; Chrysopidae
Gene: app
Product: palmitoyltransferase app
Exons: 10
Coding region: 39-1913 (624 amino acids)
Biological process (GO): protein targeting to membrane; peptidyl-L-cysteine S-palmitoylation
Cellular component (GO): endoplasmic reticulum; Golgi apparatus
Molecular function (GO): protein-cysteine S-palmitoyltransferase activity
Source: RefSeq, a predicted model, not a curated record
UUAAUAAAAAGUUCAAAAAUUUAUUUUAUUUCUCACCUAUGAUCCAAGGUGAUUAUCAAUUAGUAAGUACUAAAACUUACUGUGAUGAUAGUGACGUUCCAUUAAAUUAUGAUAUAAAUAAUAAGUUUAAAGAUAUUAACGUUAAGAUUAUGGCUGGUUCUGGUGCAUGUAAUCGAACGGUUACUCGUAAAUGGGAAGUUUUUGCUGGACGUAAUACAUUUUUUUGUGAUGGUCGUCUAAUGACUGCUCCACAUACAGGAGUUUUUUACUUAACAGUAUCAUUAAUUUCAAUUACCAGCGCUUUAUUUUUUAUUUUUGAUUGUCCGUACUUGACGACGCGUAUAUCGCCAUUGAUUCCAGUAAUUGGAGGAAUCUUGUUUUUCUUUACAAUGUCAGCUUUGUUAAGAACAUCAUUUACAGAUCCUGGUAUUAUUCCAAGGGCUACUCCAGACGAAGCUGCAUACAUUGAGAAGCAGAUAGAAGUGCCAAAUAGUGCUAACAGUCCAACAUUUCGGCCACCUCCUCGAACAAAAGAGAUUGUAGUUCGGGGCCAGACUGUUAAAUUAAAAUAUUGUUUUACUUGUAAAAUAUUUCGACCACCCCGUGCCUCACAUUGCAGCCUUUGUGAUAAUUGUGUGGAUCGCUUUGAUCAUCACUGCCCAUGGGUUGGGAACUGUGUUGGUAAACGCAAUUAUAGAUACUUUUACAUGUUUAUCGUGUCUUUAGCUUUCUUAGCCGUUUUUAUAUUCGCUUGUGCUGUGACGCAUUUAAUAUUAUUAACAAAGGAAGAUAAUCCAUUUCUAGAUGCUGUAAAAAUAUCACCAGCUAGUGUAAUUGUGACUGUGAUUUGUUUCUUUAGCGUUUGGAGUGUUUUAGGCCUUGCAGGUUUUCAUACCUAUCUGACAACAAGUAACCAAACAACAAAUGAAGAUAUUAAAGGCUCAUUUACUGCAAAACGUGGUCAAGAUAGUUUCAAUCCUUAUUCGCAAGGAAAUGUUUGUUUAAAUUGUUUUUAUGUAUUAUGUGGGCCAGUGCAGCCUUCUUUAAUUGAUAGAAGAGGUAUUGUAACUGAUGAAUAUCGUUUAGAAUGUAAACAACCAGUUUCAUCGGAUAACAAUAUACAUAAUACAAAUAAAAUUUAUGGAACAGUUAAAAAUGGAAUUUCACAAAUUAGUCUAACAAAUGAACAACCCCAAACAAUUUAUAAUUAUACUGAAGAUAUUGGAAACGGAAGUAGUGCCAGUGUUAAUUAUUUAGUCCAAAAUGAAAUACCACUUGCUGUAAUACGACCAUUAAAUUCCGAGUUAGGUAUUAAGCAACAUCCUACAAAUACAAUUGUUACAAAUUCUUCCCCAAUCUAUUCCAAUCUUCCAAACAAAUCAACAAUGGAGAACACAUCAGUGUCCGUACAACAAGAAGAUAUACAACACUUAAAUAUAAAAUCAACAAGUGAAAAGAAAAAUUCACGUAAACAAAAUGAACAAAGAAAUUCACAACAAGACAUAGUGGUUAGUGGUACAACAACAGGUGGUGGAGGUUGUGGUCAAAUAAAUAAUACUGUAGUGAUGAAUAAAAGUUAUUCACAAGAUGAAUUAAAUUUAAUUGUAAGUGACUUAGAUUUAGAUUUUGUGACAAUACGUGAAAAUCAUAUGAUUCCAUCAACUAAUAUUAGUGAAAUGAAUAAAAAGAGUGACAAUAUGUCAACAACAAAUACAAUACAUAAUAUUAUCAACAAUAAAUGUGAUUCUGAUUUGACUAUACAUGAGAAAGAGAAUAAUUUAUUAAGUGCAAGUCGUUUAAGAUUAUUACAAGAUACAACAAUGAUUGAAUCUGCAUUAGAUUUAGAUUCAUUAGAUGAUUCUAGUAUUGGUAAUAAUAGUCAAGCCGGUUUAUUAAAAAUUGGUAUUGUAUAGCAUACACUCUAUCUCGGAUGAAAAAAAACAAUCAACUCUGCAUACAACACUUACUACUACAAACUAACUUUUACACCAUUUUUAUUUUUAUAUUUAAAAGAAAAAUCACAAUUUUAACAUUUUAAAGAAGAUUUAUGUAUAUACGUAUAUUAAUUCGAAGUCAUGUAAAUCAUUUUUCGAUUUUAUUUUAAAUAAUCAGUAUCUCAACUGAAGCGUUAUUUAUAUUGUGUUCAUUAAAUGAACUUAUUUAAAGCGGCCCCUAAACGUAUCUUCAAGUUUUUUAAACUUAGUUGUGCAAACAAAUGGCCCGAAUGGAGCAUAAAAGUUUAUACCCUACAUUGUUUUUUUUUUUUUUUUUUGUUAAAUAAUUUGAUUAACUUUGCACUCAUAAAGUUUGUACAUAUAGAAAUGUAACUCAAACAAUUUAAUCAUAUUUAUUUGAAGUACAAAAUGAAUAUUUUACACAUCACGAUAUGUUUCUAACGGUAAAAGUCUGUGAAAUUAUGAUGGUGUAGUGUAAUUUCAAACACUUGAUUUUUUAACAGAAUCUUUAAUCAAAUUCCAAUUAACUCAUUGCCUGUACCAUCAUAGCAACUAAAUUUUAUUUUGAAUGUACUCUACAAACAGGUAAACGCAAUGAAAAUGUGUGCUAUGUCUGAUUUAAAAACUUAUUUACCAUAAUCAAUUUAAUCAUCGACUAAGUCAAUUAACAUGUAAAUUAAAUAUAAAAUACCAUAAUGAAAAAAACAAUAAUUA